CCUCGGUCCCUGUCCUUCGGAAGGGUACCGGCUGCUGUCGCUCCCUGUGAAAACGAAGUUCUGAAGGAGGAAGCAGAGGGAUAUAAUGAGUGUGGCACUUUGAGGCGCAAAGUGCCGAGUUUCCGGUUUGGGAGUCGGACCAUGGAUACUGACCCCGCGAACGACGGCUUUUGUUGAGUUUUCGUCAUCCGUUCCUUGCGAGGGGUCCGCAGGUCUUCCCUCGUGCUUCUGGUUGGAACGCGGGUUUCCUCCGUUGUUCGUAUCUUCAUAAACGCCAUACCCUCGGAAUCGUUGCCGGGGCAUGACGGCUCUGGGCCAUGACUUCCCCCGCCGUGGCCAGGAUCACCAUCACGAUCAAUUCGCCAUCACCAUCCUCUCGAUCUUCGCCCUCUUGGCCAGCGUCUGUUUCCGAGUCACCUUCUUCAGACUCGCUACUCUCACUGUCGAGUUCCAUCGGCGCGAGAGCGUCCAUUCUCAGUGCACCAGACAAGGGACCAUUUGCAGCCGAGAGCUUCACCCCGUAGCCUGACCCUGUUUGUCUCUUCCGGCGUGUUCCUCACUGCCUUGCCGAAUUCAGCGUGCACGCUGAUUUCACCACGCUCAAGAUCACCCAGCAGAGCCCGAGCAGCAAAUUUGUGGACCGUGGUGUUUGGCGCUUGCAAUACGGAAACGGGCACCCGCAAGCUUUUCUCCUGGGGGCCCGGGCUGAACAUAGUGAAUCUCAACAGCUCGAGGUUUGGUAUGUCCGUGAUGUCUUAGGAGGGCAAGGACCCGGUUCAUCAGGAACGGGCUGAGUUCAAUAUGUCGUGAUGUGAUUGCAAAACUUCAUGGGGGAGCAAUUCUCAAAAUUGAUUGUGUGAUCAGCGAGAAGCCAGUGCAGCUGUUCUGGGGAUCGGAAAUUGUAUGCUGCGGGGAGGUUCUCACAUCCUUUCGUCGACAGCGGCCCUCAAUUCAAUAGUAAUG
This is a messenger RNA of Parathielavia appendiculata, 963 nucleotides long. RefSeq lists its product as uncharacterized. The transcript has 2 exons. The record is from RefSeq and is a predicted model, not a curated record. The coding region runs from base 302 to 529 and encodes 75 amino acids. Lineage: Eukaryota; Fungi; Ascomycota; Sordariomycetes; Sordariales; Chaetomiaceae.